Corticium candelabrum is the source of this 1173-nucleotide messenger RNA. RefSeq names its product collagen triple helix repeat-containing protein 1-like. The record is from RefSeq and is a predicted model, not a curated record. Lineage: Eukaryota; Metazoa; Porifera; Homoscleromorpha; Homosclerophorida; Plakinidae. Bases 109 to 978 code for a protein of 289 amino acids. The transcript has 4 exons.
GCCGGCGGUGAGUCAUCAGUAACUCUAGAUCUGAAGCUGAGCUCCGUAGUCGCUUUGAGCGUCUGAACAACGUACGCAAGAACAAAUCGCCGCAAAAGAUUUCUAAUAAUGGCAAUGACACUCCCUAUGUCAGCUAUCCUAUUCUUCUGCUUCGCAUCAACAACCUUCUCUCAGAAUGCACCUAUGACGUAUAUACAAGGUACGGAUGAGGAUAUGACGACACCUACACCUAGCAUGAAGUAUAUACAUGAUACGGAUGAGGCUAUCACGACACCAGCGAUUGAUAUCACUGACGCAACCAGUACUACGACGAAGCCAACAGAAUAUUGCGAAUGCAUUGGAGAGAAAGGAGAAAUGGGAGAGCCUGGAAUGGAUGGGCAACAUGGUGCCCCCGGAAGUGCUGGAAGUCCUGGUGCACCAGGUCCUGCAGGUCCCACAGGUCCACCGGGUGAAAUGGGUGAACAAGGCAUGAAAGGAGAAAAAGGUGAACCAGGAAUGCAACCAAGAAUGCCUCCACCACCACGACAUCCACGGCACGUAAACUGGAAGCAAUGUGCUACGACUGAAGGUUCAGACAUACAAAAUGGAGUAUUACUCAGCUGUCCAUUCAAUAAACAUCGUAGUGAAUCUGCACUACAUGUGGAGUUCGGAGGAACUCUACGAACGAUGCUCAAUAGUUUGGUUCAUAAUGUUGUUUGUGCUCGAUGGUACUUUACAUUUGAUGGAGAAGAAUGCCAACCGCCAAUUGAUGGGGUUGUGUUUGAGGGGCAAAGAGGCAAUUCACAUUAUCCACACCAAAUCGGUGGUUUUUGUCAAAAGACGAUGGCAGACCAAGACAUCACAAAAGGUAUGGUUAACAUCGAAUUUCGCAUUGGGAACUGCCAUCAUUAUAGCCGACAAGAGGAAGGCAUCACUUAUCUUGGCUUAGAUUCUGUUUCACGAGUAAUAAUCACAGAAAUGCCACCGCCUCAAAACUAAAGUUGGUUUGUGAACUCAUGUGUGACUGAUGACUUUUGUGCUAGUUAGCUACACACAGCAAAGCAUAGUUUCUACGUAUCUAGCAGUCUGCCAUUCUGUUGGUGUUCAUUAUUUCACUAAGCAGUUAGAUUAUGCGUCUUGCUGAUGACUGGCAUAAGCAAACGCUGUUGCAAAUUGAAAUGCAGUCAAAACUCA